AUGGCUCGCACACACUUCAUAGCCGCUCUCGCGGCAUCUUGCCUGGCUCUUCUGGUCAUCGUCCAACUUGCGUCCACACGAGGGCUGCCAGAGGUGGACUACUGGCACUGGCAGGAUGAAGGCGCUACAGAGCGUGGAAGCACAUAUUCUAGGGUGCAAUCGUUCAUCUUUGGCGACAAGCAUGAAGAGAUGGUUAGACAAGCUGCAGGAUCUGAGUACAUGAUCGGCGUUGGCAAGGCGGAUAUCACUGGACCAGUUGUCGAACUAAACCUCAUGGGAUAUGCCAACACUUCUCAAAUCGGAAGUGGACUUCGGCAGCGGAUUUAUUCCAGGGCCUUCAUCGUCGGCGACCCAGACAACACUGCACAACGGAUUGUUUAUCUUGUGCUAGAUACACAGUCGGGAGAUACUGCCAUCCGGGAUGGUAUUCUGAAAGGUGUGGCGGCGCUGGGCCCGCAAUAUUCAGUAUAUAAUCGUCAGAAUAUUGCAGUCACUGGAACACACUCUCAUUCUGGACCUGCGGCAUGGUUAAACUAUCUACUGCCCACCAUCACCAGCAAGGGUUUUGACAAGCAGAGCUAUCAAGCAAUCGUCGAUGGCGCUGUGCUCUCUAUCAAACGGGCACAUGAAAGUCUGACGAAAGGCCGUCUCAGCGUCGGGACUGGCCAAGUCAAGGAUUCUGCCAUCAAUCGCAGUCUAUAUGCGUACAUGGCCAAUCCAUCAGCAGAACGAGCUCGGUACGCGGAUAAUGUUGACAAGACUAUGACGCUUGUCAAGUUCACCAGAGACAGCGAUGGGAAAGAUGUCGGUGUUCUCACAUGGUUUCCUGUUCACGGAACGUCUUUACUGGGAAAUAAUUCUAUCGUGGCCGGAGAUAACAAGGGCGUCGCUGCCUAUCUGUUCGAGAAAGACAUGCAGUCAAACUCCAAUGCCGCCGAGGGCUUUGUCGCAGGCUUCUCUCAAGCCAACGUCGGUGAUACCACGCCAAAUGUCAACGGUGCUUGGUGCGAAGAUGGUUCGAAUCAGGAGUGCACUUACGAAAACAGUACAUGCGGUGGUACAAGUCAAGCUUGCCAUGGUCGAGGCCCAUUUUUCGGUCUUAACGAUGCGGGCGCAAAGAGCUGUUUUGAGAUUGGCACUCGACAGUUUACUGGCGCGAAGGGUAUCUACGGUGGCUCUUUAACGCCAGUCAGUGGUACUGGAAUUCGAUCGUUUCAUACGUAUAACGACAUGCGAAACUACACGUUCGCACAUCCAAAUGGCACGAUUGUCAAGACGUGUGCUGCAGCUCUUGGAUACUCUUUCGCAGCAGGGACCUCAGAUGGUCCUGGCGCAUUCGACUUCACCCAGGGCGAUGACGGUGAACCCAGCGCCAGUCCUCUCUGGGAAGUCGUCAAGGCUGUCAUUAAAGAACCCGGUCCAGAGCAGAAGGCCUGUCAAGGAGAGAAGCCGAUCCUUCUUGAUGUGGGUGAGAUACACAUCCCAUACGAAUGGACACCAAAUAUCGUCGACAUCCAGAUGAUGCGCGUCGGCCAGCUCCUUAUCAUCGUAAGUCCCGGAGAGGCGACCACAAUGUCCGGUCGUCGCUGGAAAGAAGCUAUCGCGAAGGCCUCUACAGACAUUGUCCCAUCUGGCUCAGACCCUGUAGUUGUGCUUGGUGGUCCAGCCAAUUCCUACACCCACUACAUUGCCACCGAGGAGGAGUACAACAUUCAGCGAUAUGAGGGCGCAUCUACCUUGUAUGGGCCCCAUACUCUAAAUGCAUAUAUCAAUCUCACUAGCACCUUCCUCCCUUACCUCUCCGACUCGUCGACCUCUGCACCGCCUGGCGGACCAGACCCGCCUAUCAACACCGACCGUGCACUCAGCUUCAUCACGGGCGUUGUGUUCGAUGCAGCUGGCGGCAAAUCCUUCGGCCAAGUCAUCACCGACGUCCAAUCAUUAUAUAGUAAGGGCUCAGCUGUCAAAGUCACAUUCCAAGGCGCAAAUCCACGCAACAAUCUCCGUCUAGAGAACACGUUCGCGGCCAUCGAGAAGCAAUCUGGCAGUACAUGGACGCGUGUCCGGGACGACCAAGACUGGGAACUGAUAUACGAGUGGAAGCGCACCAACGAGGCCCUAGGCUUCUCGGAGGUGACUAUUACGUGGGAGACGAACAGCGCGACAGACGCUGGGAAGUACCGUGUUAAAUACUACGGUGAUUCGAAGCCGUUGUUUGGUAGCAUCAGUGCUUUUGAGGGGACAAGUGGGGAGUUUACCAUCUCAUAG
Pseudovirgaria hyperparasitica is the source of this 2268-nucleotide messenger RNA. Its product is annotated as neutral ceramidase precursor. The record is from RefSeq and is a predicted model, not a curated record. Gene Ontology annotation, cellular component: extracellular region. The transcript is spliced from 2 exons. Gene Ontology annotation, molecular function: N-acylsphingosine amidohydrolase activity. Gene Ontology annotation, biological process: sphingosine biosynthetic process; ceramide catabolic process; long-chain fatty acid biosynthetic process. The coding region runs from base 1 to 2268 and encodes 755 amino acids. Lineage: Eukaryota; Fungi; Ascomycota; Dothideomycetes; Acrospermales; Acrospermaceae.